AUGAGAAGGCAUAAUUUACUUAUGUGCCUAGCAGCAUUGACCAUAUCUUUGCAUUUGCCCUGCAGAAAAGGCGUGGCAGCAUGCUUAUCUUGCAAUGUUGCAACCAUAAAAUAUGUUCCAAAUGCAAGGUUAACAAGAAUACAACAGAGGGAGAAAAGCGGGUAUCCCGUGAAACGAGAAAUCACUGCAUGUGCAGGGAAGAGAAAGUUCCCCGUCCUGUUCCUGUUGUCGAAGCCUUUUCACGGUUUUCCAAACAGAUCGAGGUUGUUUUUUCGUCAUCCCCAAACGGAGGGAGAAGGGAACGUCCUUUCGGCAGACUCGGGGAAGGUGCUAGGGAAAUCCAGUUGGGGAGAGGUCGGCAGCACGAUUGCUACUGGCCGCGUUCGUAGAACCCCCCGUGGAAGUACCUCCAUUGGUAGCACCACCAUUGGUAGCACCCCCAUUGGUAGCAUCCCCCUUGAGCACGCAUCCCGCAGCAGAAAGCACCUCCUGCUACUCAAAAUGUGCGCCUCUGGGGGCAGUGCGCCCGCGCGCGAUUCCGCGGUAAAAUACGAAAAUAAACAAAAGCAAGAGACCGAUGCACACUCGGAUAUCUCGACGAAUGUAAAUAAAUCGCCAGGCAUGUCGAUCCACGCAACAAAGAACGGUGAUGUGUGCGAAGAAAACAGCCACGGUAGCCAAAGCAGAGAACCUUUCACCGUGGAGCAACUGGAAGAGAUAAGAAAAAAUUGCAGCUACCUCAAAAUAAACGAAACGGAAAGUGACGAAUAUAGCAUAGAGCUGUACUUCCAUUUUAGGGAAUUCAAAUUGUUAAGGAAAAAAGACGAGACGGUAAAGUCGUUGAUAAAUAGGCUAAUUUUAAAUAUGAAAAAGGCGAACAGAAAAAGAAAGAAGCCGCCAAGUAAGAACUACAACCAAAGUGUGGAACAACCCACGGGGGAUGACUCCACGAUAGAGAAGGAGGAGGACACACCAAAUGACAUCCACUUUUUUGACAAGGAAAAUAAUGUGGUGGAGGAGAACUCGCUGCUGAUUAAUGUGGUGGACAAAUUAAGUUACAUCCUCAUUAAUGAGCACAAAAUAGAAGUAUUCAAAGGGUUGUACGACCUGAAGCAAAUUUAUAUAUCCAUGGAUGUGUAUAGCGGACACCCCAUAAUCCCCGUGGAUGCACCCAUGGAAGACCUUCAUUCGUAUGUACACUACUGGACGUAUGCGCAUGAUAAGAAGGUGAUCCUAUCGCGCGAUUUGUUUUACAAGCCUAGGAAGGAAGACACAAACAAAAAAAUUCAGCUCGUUAUAUAUAAUAAGGAGAAGCCCUUCUUCUUUUACGUUACGAAUGAAAUAGAAGUGCUGUCGAACGAAUUUGAGGAGGAACUAAAAAGGAAAGGAGAAAGGUACCUCCACUUUGAAAAGGUGCUAAAGACAGAUGAACACUCCAGCGAUAACAUACUACGCAUUUUGUCGUACAACAUUCUUGCACCUAUAUAUACUAAUACGAAGUACGCCGUGGAAUAUAUGUUUAAAAAUAUAGACCCUUGUUAUCUGAAAACGAAUUACAGAUCGCAUUUGCUAAUUCAUGAUAUCAGUUACGAUUAUGAUAUUAUUUGCCUGCAAGAGGUGAGUGAACAUUUGCAUUCCAACCUCUUCUCUGUAUACCUACAUGACGAGUUUUAUUCCUCGUACAAGCCAAAGAACAGCCAUGGAAAUGACGGCUGUUCCUUAUUUGUUAAUAAAAAAAAAUUCGCCCUCAUUGAGUAUAAAAAUUAUGAAUUUAACCAAGUGGUGAAACUUCCAGAGUUGAAGGGUGUAUAUGAUGCCUUUAUCAAUUUGGGAAAUGACCUUGAAGAAAUCAUCAGGGAAAUUAAAACCGUUUUUCAGGUUGGCAUUUACACACACAGGAGCAGCCAAAAUAUAUUUCUCGUGGCAAACACACAUUUUUAUUUCCACAGUUUGGCUAGCCAUAUCAGAGCAUUACAGUCGUAUAGUUUACUGCACAUUUUGGAAACGCUCAAAAAAGAGUAUGAACAGAAAUUCGGAAAAACGGUGUAUGUAGUGCUAAAUGGAGAUUUCAAUACAAAUUUCGAGUCAGAGGUUUUUUCCUUCCUCGAAGGAAAGGACAUAAAUUCAGAUUCGGACCUUUGGAUAAACUGCAAAUUGUUUAAAAAGGAAUAUGACGAUUUGAAUAAAUACCCAACAUUAUUUGACUUUUCAAAAAAUGAGCAUAAUAAUGAAAAAAUUAUUGGCCCCCAUUUGGACAGGAAAAAAUUCCUGCCAUUAUAUUCCGCAUAUAAAAAGGGGGAUAUUGCUUACACCAACUGGAACAAUAAUUUUAUUGACGUUUUGGAUUACAUCUUUUUGUCACCGGGGCUUAAGGUCAGACGGGUACUGAAGGGUAUUGACAAGGAAAACUUCGAGAAAUAUAAGGGGACCUUGUCUCCCAUAAACCCCAGUGAUCACAUUAGCAUAGCUGCCGAGGUGGAAAUGUGA
Plasmodium coatneyi is the source of this 2487-nucleotide messenger RNA. RefSeq lists its product as uncharacterized. The coding region runs from base 1 to 2487 and encodes 828 amino acids. The transcript has a single exon. Gene Ontology annotation, cellular component: mitochondrion. The record is from RefSeq and is a predicted model, not a curated record. Gene Ontology annotation, biological process: nuclear-transcribed mRNA catabolic process, deadenylation-dependent decay. NCBI's taxonomy places the organism in Eukaryota, Apicomplexa, Aconoidasida, Haemosporida, Plasmodiidae. Gene Ontology annotation, molecular function: 3'-5'-RNA exonuclease activity.